GCAGGACCAUCAGUCUCCAGGGAAACGGUUGCUGAGACGCAUGAAAAUUCGAAACGUAAUUCCUUACCUGAGGAAGCGAGUGAACAAAGACCCAAUGUUUCUAAACCUGCUCGUAAAAAUGGAGGAGUCUCAAAUGUUAACUCGGAAAUGAGUCAGAGAGGGAAAAUUAAAUCGAAUAGAAUAUCCGCUGAAGAACUGUACGCGCUAAAAACGAGUAAAAGCAUCGAGAAUUCGAAAGAGCUAGUGAAAGGUGAAUCAGCCGAGAAACUAGAAUCAAGUCGCGAGACUCAUAAGAAACGAAAGCGUUCCGUGAAAAAGACAGAAAAGAAGUCUCAAAAGAAGGUUAGGGGAGCUGAUGAUGUUAAUGUUGACGAUGAAUUUCAAUCGUCGAGCGGAAAGAAGAUCGAAGAAAGAGAGACUAACGAAGAAAGCGAGAUCGAUGAGGAAAGUGAAAGUGAGGGAAAAGAUACAUCCGACGAGAAAGAGGUUAUUCAAGUUGGUGAAAGUACAAGUUCUGAAAAGACAAAAAAAUUGGAUGACCCGGAGCGAUUGCAACGAACUAUUUUUGUUGGAAAUUUGUCAACUUCUGUCAUAGAAAAGAAAAAUCACAAAAAGCUAAGAUCAUAUUUUUCCAGCUGCGGCCGAAUCGAAAGUAUACGUUUCAGAUCUAUUGCCUUUUCCAGACAGCUUCCUCGAAAAGUUGCCUUUAUCAAUAAGAAAUUACAUCCGGAACGAGAUUCCUUGAAUGCGUAUAUCGUGUUUAAGGAAAAGGCGUCGGUUCAAAAAGCACUUUUCAAGAAUGGUGAAAUUUUCAUGGGAAAACAUUUACGUGUGGAUUCCGCAGUCGAUUCGCAAAGUUACGAUCGUAAGAGAUCGGUUUUUAUAGGCAAUUUAGAUUUUGACGCGCAAGAUGAAGCAUUAUGGAGUCAUUUCGAAAAUUGUGGCGAAAUUGCGCAUGUACGAAUCGUGAGGGACGGUAAGACCAAUGUUGGCAAAGGUAUCGCAUAUGUUCAAUUUAAGGAUCGUUCAUCAGUCGAACUUGCACUUAAGCUUAAUAAUACCAAGAUUGGUACCCGCAGCAUUAGGAUAUCCAGGUGUCUUAAAUCCUUUUCCGAUAGUCGCAUUCAAGAUAAUGAAAAGCCAUCGGUGAGUAAAGUAGUGAAAAGGUCAUUUGAAGGUACGCGUGCCAUUAAAGGAACGAAAACUCCCAGAAUUCGGCAGAGAACUCGAGCGUGGAAGAAUGCACAUAAGAAAAAUGGAAAAAAAUGA
Acaulospora morrowiae is the source of this 1269-nucleotide messenger RNA. NCBI's taxonomy places the organism in Eukaryota, Fungi, Glomeromycota, Glomeromycetes, Diversisporales, Acaulosporaceae. The record is from the annotation of a GenBank genome assembly.